Molecule: messenger RNA, 5525 nt
Organism: Eriocheir sinensis (Chinese mitten crab)
Lineage: Eukaryota; Metazoa; Arthropoda; Malacostraca; Decapoda; Varunidae
Product: protein split ends-like
Exons: 3
Coding region: 278-1987 (569 amino acids)
Biological process (GO): regulation of DNA-templated transcription
Molecular function (GO): DNA-binding transcription factor activity
Source: RefSeq, a predicted model, not a curated record
CUGGCAACUGUGCGCGGGAGUGACACAGUAAGAGGGCCGAGACAGGAGGGAGGGGGUAGAGAGACGCCUCAUCCGCCCAUAUUUUCCCCAUAUUUUGCCACCUUUCGAGUCCUUCAGGUGAUGGGACCUCACUGCACCAACGCAUCCUACAUCCUGCGUGGCUGAGUGAGCACCACUCAGGGAACUCAAAACUACAAGGAAUUGGCACUGGCCCUCGCACCAACCCCUGAGGCACUCCUGAAGAAACAUCGACCUGCAGUGCCAUCCAGAAGGUGCCAUGGCUGACUUGAACUAUGACCCAAUGCAAGGGGAGCAGGGGGGGGAGGAUGGCACUCUCGGAACUGACAUACCGGAUGAAGUUCUGGAUCAUUACGUCAAAGAGUUUGAAGAAAAUGAUGAAUCUCUUUCCCUGCAUGACUUAGAACAGUACCUAGAUGACCCUGGGGAAUUGGCAAUCCCCCAGGAACCCUCCCAGCCUGAGCAUCCUUCCCCCAGUGCCCCAGAACGCCCGCAUUCCCAGGGGAAGUUCGAGAAGCGCUGUGUCAUUAGCAAGGUGGGUGAGAUGGCAGUCGCUGGGGUGGAUGGACUAGUGCCGGAGACGGAUGAAGAAGUGCCAAUGUGUGACAGUGUUCCCAAGGCCUUUGACUACAUGGGUGCCACUAAGGGGGAAGCUGAAGUGCCAUUUAGUGCCAAAAAUAUCAACCUAACUGCCUUGGAUGGGGAUAAAGGAGUGCCAAUUUGGACCUCCCUCACCAAGACCAACAUGGGUGACUCUCAAGCAGGUGGAGUGCCAACAAGUGCCACAAGUUAUCCGGCAUACAGUGGUGGCUCUCUACCGGAAACUGGAGUGCCAACAAGUGCCACAAGUUAUCCGGCAUACAGUGGUGGCUCUCUACCGGAAACUGGAGUGCCAACAAGUGCCAUAAGUCAUCAGGUAUACAUUGGUGGCUCUCAACCGGAAACUGGAGUGCCAACAAGUGCCAUAAGUCAUCAGGUAUACAUUGGCACCUCCAGCGAAGAUUCUGCAGUGCCCAUGAAUGCCGGGAUUGAAACAGAAGUGCCAGCUAUCACGAGUGCCAACCCCUCAACAGAGCUGCAGGGUGCCAGGACAGGGAGCCAGCACAUCGCCGUUAUUGAGCACAGUGACAUUAGUGAGAUGUACAGUAGUAAUCCGCCAACACACAUGUCUUCUCCCACUUUGGAUUUCUUUAACCAGGGUGGCACUCAGACUAGCAAUGCUUCGAACACAGUGCCAGGAAAUGGAAGGCAAAUCAUAUACAGGAUUGGUGGCACUAACAUAAAACUGCCAAUCAACAUGAGUUUUCGUGUCUUCCAAUCUGGCACUGAUAAUGGCACCACAGGAGGAGUGCCACCAAAUCCCACGGUUGGCACUCUGCUCAUGUCGAACCAGCCGAGCAUUUCCAUGAUUGACUUGAAACAGAACACAGGCAGGAAAAUAAAGGAAGAGAAAGAAGACAAAGUACGAGAAGAGGAGGAGGAAGAGAAAGACAUCGCUGGAGGGAAACGGCACAUUGACAAAACGCAGGAAGAGAAUAAGAGAAACAAGCGAAGACGUCAAACCAAGAAGCAAACGGAGGAGGAGGAGGAGGAAAAGGAGAAGGUACCUUGUUACAUGCAGAAGCCUUCCGAAGAUCCAGAACAAGAACGGAAACGGAAGGACGCCAUCCGGGCCAAAAAUGUACGCGAUAAAAAGAAGAACAGAAUGGCGGAACUGGAAAAGGAGAACAAGGAACUGAAGGAGAAGGAGGAGAAAUAUAAGGAAGAAACUGAUCGCCUUAAGAAGGAGAACGAGGGACUGAAGGAGAAGGAGGAGAAACAUAAGGAAGAAAUUGAUCGCCUUAAGAAGGAGAACGAGGGACUGACAGCACAGGUUCAGGGGUGGAGGACCUGGGUGGCGGAACUUCUGACCGUACUGAGGGAGCAGUUCAACAUCAUGGUGGCAUCCUUUGGCACUCCAGGACCAUAGGAGACUGCCUAAGGAAAUCCAAGCCGGUGAGGAGGAGGAGGAAGAAGAAGAAGAAGAUGGGCAAGGUUUAUUAUUAUUGUUAAGUUUCUGCUUCUGGGUGUGGAAGGGUCUCUUGGUAGGGCAGGCAAGUUUUUGUAGUGGCGCCAUCUUGCCUGCCUCACGCUUCCCCCCAGAGGUCAUCUUUGAUCCUCUCCAGAGUCAAGAGUUCAGUAUUGUCAGACAUCCCCGUAUCGUGAGGCAUCCCAUCCUGAAUACAUACAUGAAUUUCGACAUCUGUGCCACCCAAAUGAUGACGUGUGUAUAUACAGAGGAAGGGUCAAACCACCACCAGGGCCACAAAACUACCUCUGGAAAUGCCCCCGAGAACUCCCUUAUAAGCCUUGUUAAAUAUGUUCUAGGUUCACAGUGCAGAAGAAGGAUCAAUCAUCACUUCUACUUCUUGUGACCUGUUCCACUUUGCAUUGCUUCUUAGGUCCCCUUUGGUACUUUUUUACACUUAGAUGCUUCAUUUAGUUACUUUAUGAUAGUGAAGAUUGGGUUCCACGAUGCAAAGUUAACCCGGUAGCAGCAACGGGGCAAAUUUGUGGCUUUACUGUGUACCAGCGACGGGCCAAAUUUGUGGCUUUACUGUGUACCAGCGACGGGGCAAAUUUGUGGCUUUACUGUGUACCAGCGACGGGGCAAAUUUGUGGCUUUACUGUGUACCAGCGACGGGGCAAAUUUGUGGCUUUACUGUGUACCAGCGACGGGCCAAAUUUGUGGCUUUACUGUGUACCAGCGACGGGCCAAAUUUGUGGCUUUACUGUGUACCAGCGACGGGGCAAAUUUGUGGCUUUACUGUGUACCAGCAACAGGCCAAAUUUGUUGCUUUACCAUGUACCAGUGACAGGCCAAAUUUGUUGCUUUACCAUGUACCAGUGACGGGCCAAAUUUGUGGCUUUACCGUGUACCAGCGACGGGGCAAAUUUGUGGCUUUACCAUGUACCAGCGACGGGCCAAAUUUGUGCCAUGAUAUAAACCCCCAAAAAUAGAUGAUACAUAAUCUGAUCACAAAUGCGCUGAUAAAUAUUAUGAAAUGGUUUGCGUGAGUGAUGAUUUUUCUCACUUUGCUUAGAGGGACCACUAAGAAACAUGAUCCCCGCUGCUACCGGGUUAGGGGUGGGAUGGAUUAAAGGCAGGGCAGCAUGUAAGUAGUAUAGUCUGUUUCAUUCCGUCUGUCCACUCAAACGCUGCAUGUUAGAUUGUCGAAUGCUUAUUGCUACAUAAACGCCGAUGUGUUUCAAAAUAGAAGCUGCUGGCAGCUUGAUGGUGACUGAAAAUAAUUGGCAACUUGUCUGUAGGGGCGGAAGGGAUGUGAACCGGUGUCCUCCCCCCCCUAGUUUAAGUGGAGAAGGAGGUGGAGGAGGAAGAGGUGAAGAGAGAGUAGAAAAAGAAAAGAUUGAUUAGUAAAACAAAUGAAAACAAAUAUAUAAUGAGAAGGAGGAGGAGGAGGAGGAGGAGGAGGCAGUAAAGAAGAAGAUAGUGAAAUGGAAAACCACACAAUAAAAAAGAAAAGAAAUAGAAGAAAAAGAAGAAGAUUUUGACAGUAAAGAAAAAAAAAAUAGAGGAACAAAAAAAGUAUAGAAUCUCACCCAACCUAACUUUCUCUCACAAACGACAAAACAAACAAACAACAGCGAUUCCGUCCGUAACAUAAACUCCGUGACAUUCCUCGACUCGUACAAAUCCCCGGUUGUGACGUCUAUGCUCGUAACCAACAAAUGCACUCACAGUCCCCCACCCCCCGCCCCAUUCUCAUCCACUACAGUAUUUAAAACGACGCUCAAUGUAUAGAUGCCUGCGCCCUUUUCGCAUAGAGUACAAAAAUUCCCUAGCUAUAAACGCGGGUAUCUUGUACCUGUCCCUGUUACCUCAAUGCAACGCUCACUGCCAGCUGACUAUAAGCGCCUGUAUUUUUCAUCCCUGUUGCUGUUGUUGCGUCUAUACCCAUCCUGUCCUUUCCCUUGCCUUCCCUUCUCUUCUUCCUUCUCUAUCCCUUCCUUUCCUUUCUUUUCUUUUCCUUCCUUUUUCUUCCUAUCCUAUGCUAUCCCUUCCCUUUCCUUUCUUUUCUUUUCCUUCCUUUUUCUUCCUAUCCUAUGCUAUCCCUUCCCUUUUCUUUCCUUCCCUAUUCCUUCCUUUCCUUUCUUUCCUUCCCUAUCCAUUCCUUUCCUGUCCCUUUCCAUCCCUUCCCUUCUCCUUCAUUCCCUAUCCCUUCCUUCCCCUCCCUCCUUUUCCCUUCCCUUCCCUUCUCUUCCCUUCUCCUUCCUUCCCUUCCCUUAUAUAAAUACAUUAACAUAAGCAUAAGCAAAGACAUGUUAGCAUAGAUAAAGAACCAAUCUCAUGUCAACUAUUUUCAAAGGUUGUAAAGAAGGUCAGUCAGGUCCAAAUGAGCGUUUUCUUAGGUUCAUGGUACAAAGGAAGGGUCAAACCACCACCAGGGUCACAAAACAACCCCUGGAAAUGCCCCAAAACUCACACGAAAGGCUAGUCAAAUGCGUUCUUUUAGGUUCAUGGUGCAGAGGAAGGGUCACAAAACUACCCCUGGAAAUGACCCAAAGACUCCAACGAAAGGCUAGUCAAAUGCGUUCUUUUAGGUUCAUGGUGCAGAGGAAGGGUCACUAAACUACUCCUGGAAAUGACCCAAAAACUCCAACGAAAGGCUAGUCCAAUGUGUUCUUUUAGGUUCACGGUACAGAGGAAGGGUCACAAAACUACCCCUGGAAAUGACCCAAAAACUCCAACGAAAGGCUAGUCCAAUGUGUUCUUUUAGGUUCACGGUACAGAGGAAGGGUCAAACCACCACUAGCAUAAACAGACACGAAAUAGCAAAGAUAAAUAGCUAGAUAUAGAUACUUAAGUAGGACGGAGUCACAGAGAAAAUGACGGUGAGAGAAAAAUGCUACAUAGGAACCUGAGAUUCAUAUGACGGUUGUGAUCUGAAUGUAUAUUUGUCAUUUCACUCAAUUGGCUAGUCACAAAGGCUUUAAUUAGAGAAUAUUGUUAACUACCCAACACCUCCUCACCCCCCCCGGUACAGCUUGCAAAACAAACACACCUACGCUUAAUAGAGAGUCGUACCUCGGUUUAUGAGUUAAAUUCCCUCUGGAAAUUCACUCUGGAAAUUUGCCAUGGAAAUUCGCUGUGGAGAUUAGCUCUAGAAAUUCGCUAUGGAAAUUCGCUAUGGAAAUUCGCUAUGGAAAUUCACUCUGGAAAUUCGCUCUGGACUUUUUUUGGGGGGUCGUAAAUCUAAUCUCUUGUAAAUUAGGGCGCUUUUAAACCAAGGUAUUACUCUAUAUCUGACAAUCUAUAUUUUUAUGUACUGACAGACACUAAAGCAGGUGUGAUUUUGAUAAAGAUAGAACUGAAUGAUCUGUGUGUGUGUGUGUGUGUGUGUGUGUGUGUGUGUGUCAGAUUGCUUUAUAUUGUACGCAUAUUAUUGGAACCAUAUACUAUAUUGUUUAAUAGUCUUUAUUAUAAAAAAAUAAACAAACAAAAACAA